Anopheles maculipalpis is the source of this 2188-nucleotide messenger RNA. Its product is annotated as protein fem-1 homolog CG6966. The record is from RefSeq and is a predicted model, not a curated record. The transcript is spliced from 7 exons. Lineage: Eukaryota; Metazoa; Arthropoda; Insecta; Diptera; Culicidae. The coding region runs from base 8 to 2164 and encodes 718 amino acids. Gene Ontology annotation, molecular function: protein binding.
GUACAUUAUGCUAAUCAAUGCAAUACUGAGGGCAUUUAUCGUGCAUACGUUAAAACGGCGCCGACGACGUUCCAAAUGUACGCUGCUGCGUGCAUUGCUUAGAAUGGUGAACUUCCGCCGUUUCGGACAUUACCAGCGCUAUCUGGCGUAUCCGGAGCGCGUGAUCGAUGGGCACCCGCCGGCAGUGGCAGUGGCAGUGCCGGCAAUGCCACCGGAACCGGUGCCUGCAAAUGUUCCAUUGGAGCAGGGUGUCAUCAGGCGUCGUCGACAGAUGCAACACCGAUUCCGAAUCGUUGGUGAGGAGGAAUUUCUACAGCAGGAAGAAGACAUCAUGAAAUGGACCUCUAGACUGGUUCCAAACGACGUCACAACGCUAGUAACGAUGAAAACAAAUGGCGUCACACCACUGUUGAUAGCGUGCCGCAACGGACACUUCGACGUGGUCCAGUACCUGAUCAAACGUUGCCACGCCGACGUCGAGCAGGCUGGGUCCGUCAUGUUCGAUGGCGAAAAGAUUGAGGGCGCACCGCCGCUGUGGUGUGCGUCCGCAGCCGGCCACACCAACAUAGUUAAGCUGUUAGUCCAAAACGGUGCCAAAGUGAAUAGUACGACCAAAACAAACAGUACACCUCUCCGGGCGGCCUGUUUCGAUGGACACUACGAAAUUGUGAAGUAUCUCGUAUCACAAGGUGCCGACAUCGAGGUUGCAAACCGCCACGGACACACCUGCUUGAUGAUCGCUUGCUACAAAGGACACUACAAAAUCGCACAAUAUUUGCUGUCGCUCAAAACGGACGUAAAUCGGCGUAGCGUGAAAGGCAAUACGGCCCUGCAUGACUGUGCCGAGUCGGGAUCGCUUGAAAUAUUGCAACUACUCCUGCAGCACGGUGCCACAAUGGAUGUCGAUUCGUAUGGAAUGACGCCUCUGCUGGCCGCUAGUGUUACCGGUCAUCUACCAAUCGUGGAACAUCUGAUAAAGCUACCGUUUGUUUCGCGCGAGGAUAGGAUCGCUGCACUGGAGCUGCUCGGUGCUACCUAUGUCGACAAGAAGCGCGAUAUGCUCGGUGCCCUCUCGUUCUGGAAGCGUGCCAUGGAAGACAGAUACAACAACAGUCCCGUACUGCCGAAACCAACCCGCGAACCGCUUUCACCGUACGAUUACGUGCAGGAGGUCAACAAUCUCAACAUGCUCGAAGAGCUGGUAAUGGACCCGGACGAGAUGCGCAUGCAGGCGCUACUAAUCCGCGAGCGAAUACUAGGCCCAGUGCAUCCCGACACAAGCUACUACAUACGCUUCCGUGGUGCCGUGUAUGCCGAUUCGGGCCGCUUUGAUCGCUGCAUCGAGCUGUGGACGUACGCACUAUCCAUGCAGCAGAGUAUCCUAGAACCGUUGAAUCCGAUGACGCAAUCAUCGCUACUAUCGUUUGCCGAACUGUUUAGCUACAUGCUGGGUGAGGUCGGUCGACCGAUUACGCGUGGUCGCAUCGUGCCACCGAUUGAAACGUCCGACAUGCUGGUGGUGUUCAAAAAAUCGGUCCGCGAGGUGCAGCUUGGACAGCAAAUGUUCGAACAGCUGGCGUAUCACGAGCGGGACCAUGGAGCGCUCAGUAGGGCGUUGGUAAUUUCGCUACAUCUGGCCUGCCUGUUGGUGCGAUUACUGGACGAGGAGGAAGAGCUGUGUUCGGCGGAGAUGAAACAUCAGAUCUUACAGGCGCUGUACGAUUUAGUUAGCUUAAAGAUUGUAACGCAAACGGGUAGAACAGCUUUACACCUCGCCUGCUACAAAGACGCAGCGCUCGUAGGACGAUACCCCGUCUGUCAGCUACCGUCGGCACGGCUCGCCAAGGCACUGCUACAGGUGGGAGCCGAUCCAAACGCACAGGACGACAACGGUAACACACCGCUACACUCGGCCGCCCAAAGUCGACCCUGUCCGCCCGAGCUGGCACAAAUUUUGCUCGAGCACGGAACCCAUUUGGAUACGAAAAACGCGGAUGGCAAAACGUUUGAAGCACUGCUCCAGAAUCAACAGUUACACGAGCUGGUCAACCCGAUCAAGUACACCCGGCUGUCCUGUCUGGCGGCCCGUGCUAUACAGCGUUACUCAAUCAACUGCCAGCACGAAAUUCCCAAAUGUUUGCACGCGUUUGUCGACUCACACUAACGGCUUGUUCGUGUUUGAUGCCGG